AUGGGGGACUUAAAUGCUAGGUCGACCGCCUGGGGUGACACUUAUGUUAAUCCCAGGGGGCCGCUUCUGGAGGAGUGGGCGGCAGAGUUAGGGCUUCUUUUUAUUAAUAGGGGGACGGAGCCUACAUGUGUACGACCACAGGGAGUGUCACGGGUAGAUGUCACGCUUGCCUCCUCAAACUUCGCAUGGAGGUUGUCUAGAUGGGAGGUAAUCAGGGAAUUGGAGACAUUUUCAGAUCACCGCUACAUUAGGUUUGUCGUUAAUGCUUCUGUAGGGCCACCUCUGAGGCCACGGACCAGUCGUCGGACUUUUCCGCGCUGGACCGUUGGUCGACUUAACCGGGAGCGAGCGGAAGAGGUUGCCAUUGUUAAAGCGUGGUGUGCGGAUUCGACCCCGGUUGAAUGCGUGGAGGAGGGCGUCCGCAGACUCCAACGGAACAUGACUGAGGUGUGCAACGCCUCAAUGCCUAAGUGGAGACCGCCACCUCAGCGAAAGGCAAUCUACUGGUGGACGCGGGAAAUCGAAGACUUUCGCAGGGUAUGUAGUGGUGCUAGGCGGGCCUAUCUUAGGAGCUGCCGACGAAGAAGUGAUGAUCCGCAGGUCAGAGAGGGGUUGCGGUUGGUUUACUGUAGACACAAGAAGGUUCUUCAAGUGGCCAUCUUAGACGCCAAGAAUGAGGCACAUAAAAAGUUCUUAAAGGAGUUAGACAGUGAUCCAUGGGGGCGCCCUUACCAAGCAGCUCGGAAAAGGCUAAAGGGCGCAGGGGCUCCCCUAACGGAGACUCUUGAGCCCGCCUUGCUUGAUAGGGUGAUUUCGGGGCUUUUCCCUCUGCCUCCGAACAUCGUCCCUCCGAGAAUGGUGACCUCGGUGGUGGAUGGGGACGUCGAUAGAGAGCAAGCUCCUGAGGUGACUGACUCCGAAAUAGAGUCCAUACUUUGUCGCCUGAAGAGCAGAAAGAAGGCACCAGGCCCAGAUGGCUUGCAUGCUAGGGUCCUGGCGGUAACUUUUCCUUACAUGGGGGAAACCAUUCGGGGUCUGUUUGACUUAUGUUUACGUAGUGGACGGUUCCCGACGGCAUGGAAGGAAGGCCAAUUGUGUCUCAUCCGAAAAGAAGGUCGUGCGCCGAACAGCCCUGGAGCUUACCGGCCCAUAAUUCUCUUAGACGAAGCUGGUAAGGCGUUGGAGUGGAUUAUUGCCUCUCGUUUGGGCCGUCACCUCUCGAUCGUGGGGCCGGACCUGGACGAGGCCCAAUAUGGCUUCCGGGCUGGACGCUCUACGAUCGAUGCUCUCAUGGACCUAAAACAGUACACCAAGAGAGUAGUCGAGCGGGGUGGGAGGGCGUUGGCAGUGUCUCUUGACAUUGCUAAUGCCUUUUUUAAUUGUAUUUUUCGGGGUUCCCCUGUACUUGCGCCAAAUAGUAGGGAGCUAUUUGGAAGGACGACAGGUGGCAGUUGUGAACGGACAGGGUGA
Pieris macdunnoughi is the source of this 1470-nucleotide messenger RNA. NCBI's taxonomy places the organism in Eukaryota, Metazoa, Arthropoda, Insecta, Lepidoptera, Pieridae. The record is from the annotation of a GenBank genome assembly.